Messenger RNA from Parathielavia appendiculata, 1071 nucleotides. RefSeq lists its product as uncharacterized. The coding region runs from base 1 to 1071 and encodes 356 amino acids. The record is from RefSeq and is a predicted model, not a curated record. The transcript has 2 exons. NCBI's taxonomy places the organism in Eukaryota, Fungi, Ascomycota, Sordariomycetes, Sordariales, Chaetomiaceae.
AUGCGAAGGUUCAUAGAAUCGGGGCCAAAGAUUGAGGAAAUCUUCCCCAAGAUGUUCCCUAAGGAAUGUGAGGUGUGCAAACGCAAGGAUAACCUCUUGCGCUGCGGAGGAUGCAGCGUCUACUGGUACUGUGGUCGCGAGCACCAGGUUUCCGACCGGUCAACCCACAAAGGAACAUGCAACCAAAUCAAGGGCGCCAGGACAAAGGUGGAGACUCUUGAGUCAAAACUGCGAGCCGACGCACCAGAAUACCUCGAAGCCUACGCCGGCAGACUGUGGAUGUUCCAGCCCGCUCGGGACUACUUGACCGCAGUCGCCAAUUACGGCGAGCUUUUGGUCAGAUCGUGGCGGCGACAAGGCAUCGAGGACGCGUUGGAGGUCUACCUUAAAAUACUGCAGUUGAACCGGGGCGAUAAUCAAGGUGUGCGAGACCUGAUUCCGGCACUGUAUAUCCGACUCGGGCGCGACCAAGAAGCCUACGACUUCCUCAAGUACUGGGGCCUUCAAUUCAACAAUAAGCUUGAUAAGGAGCAGCCCUUCCUGGGCGUCAAAAGGGCUGAUGCAUUCGAGGACGUUGAGCUCUGGACGGGCAAAUCCCUCUACCUCACGCACGCCGUCAGCGUCCUCUUGAUCAAAAUUCGGCUCCUGAUAGGCAUCCAAUCUGUGCAGCGCAUGAAGGCCUGGAAAGCGAGCAAGGGCGAGGACGUCGCCGCCAUGUCGGGCGCUGAGGUCCUCGACUGGCUCCGUGAUGACCUUCGUCCAUUCUGCGGAGACAUCUUUGAGCGUGCGCCAGAAGUUCUUGGCGAUGAUGCUCUACUGGAACAGACGUUGUCUGAGGUGGUCGACCGGAUUUCGGCGCUAUUCCAAGCCAUCAACCGUUACAACAAGUACUACCUGGCCACCCUGCUAAACCCGGAAGAAUCGGAUUUCGAGUCCGAAGUGGUGGGCUACACGUUGGGAUCCGAAGAAGAGGCGAAGUUGGCCUUUAAGCGGACCUAUUCGGCGUGGUGCGAGACAGAAGGGGCAAUUAAGGGGUUGCGGAACAUGAUAUCCAACGGGCUUGCAGAAUAA